Messenger RNA from Stegodyphus dumicola, 876 nucleotides. Its product is annotated as aquaporin-3-like. The record is from RefSeq and is a predicted model, not a curated record. Gene Ontology annotation, cellular component: basolateral plasma membrane; plasma membrane. Gene Ontology annotation, molecular function: water channel activity; glycerol channel activity. Lineage: Eukaryota; Metazoa; Arthropoda; Arachnida; Araneae; Eresidae. Gene Ontology annotation, biological process: glycerol transmembrane transport; water transport.
UUGUCGGACAAUAAAUAUUCAAAAGUUUUCCAUUUUUCUUUGCAGCUUAUUGGCAACGGAGUGAUUGCGACUUUGGUCUUCAGUGAUGCUGGUAAUAUUGGUGCAGUAGCAGGGCCACUAGGAUGGGGAGUUGCUCUCAUGGUCGCUAUUGCAGUCACAGGUGGCGUUUCAGGUUGCCAUGCCAAUCCUGCUGUCUCGCUAGCAUUUGCAACGGUGGGAAAAUUGCCUUGGAAGAAAGUGAUGCCGUAUAUUUUUGCUCAGUACGCUGGCGCAUUCGUUUCAGCCAUUGUUCUUUUCACUGUUUACCUUGAAGCCUUCUAUCACUUCAGUGGAGAUUUGAGAGAAAUACCUCCUAAUGCUUCUGCUACGGCACAAAUUUUUGCAACAUAUGCUCCAGAGCAUGUCAGCAACUGGACUGCUUUUGGAGAUCAGGUUUUGGGAACAAUGCUUCUGAUGAUGGCUGUCGUGGCCGUCACUGAUCCUCAUAACAUGGCCAUCCCGAAAGGAUCGUAUCCUCUAGUCAUCGGGCUGUCUCUGUCUGCAAUAAUCUUUGCAUUUCCACUGAAUUGCGGAGCACCUCUCAAUCCUGCCAGGGAUCUGGGUCCAAGAGUAUUCACCGCUUUAGCUGGAUGGGGCUCAAAUGUCUUCAGGUGAGCGAAUUUCACAGUUAAGUUUUUAAGAAAAGAAGCAUAUUCUUUCGAAUCUAAGUGAAAAGAUGUGAAUUUUACGAACGAAUUAAUUAUUCAGCAUCAAUAAAGUUAUUACAGGAGAAUACUCAGCAUGUACAAGGUAUACGAUGAAAGCUGGCUGUAGUUUUUAAAUUUUGAAUAGCGAUUUUAAACAUGUAUGCACAUCUAAUAAAAUAAUUUCUUAACA